Molecule: messenger RNA, 1536 nt
Organism: Stomoxys calcitrans (stable fly)
Lineage: Eukaryota; Metazoa; Arthropoda; Insecta; Diptera; Muscidae
Gene: SPR
Product: sex peptide receptor
Exons: 4
Coding region: 1-1533 (510 amino acids)
Biological process (GO): G protein-coupled receptor signaling pathway
Cellular component (GO): membrane
Molecular function (GO): G protein-coupled peptide receptor activity
Source: RefSeq, a predicted model, not a curated record
AUGGUCCUUCGCGAUAGUAUGCGCCAGCAUCAGAACAUGAAUAACCUACAACAGACCAUGAUAGCCGUAGUGACAGAGUCCGUGGCUGCAGUUAUGGCACCCACCAUGAAUGAUAAUAACCUCUACCAUCGAACCAGCGUACCUGCGAAUGCAUCGACAAGUCCUGCUGACAGCAGCACACAUGGUGCCAACAAUCACACCGAAUAUUCCUAUGACAUCUCCGCCGCGGGUCUUUUGUAUUGGAGUGGUGAUGGGGGCGGUGGAGGUGUUAAUGGCGUAGCUGAACUUGGCUCCGACAACUCCAUUGCCAGAGAUAGUAGCAGUGAAAUCAUCAUUGAUAGCCUUAGCAAUUCAUUUGAAUAUUUGAAUGCGUCCGCAUAUGCCCAUGAUUCCAAUGAUACAGAUUUUUACAUGCACUGCAUGGACAGAGAUCCCGUUACGAAUCUAUCGUAUUUCAAUCUCACGUGUGAGACGCAGAUAGAAUAUGUUCUGCCACUGUACGGUUAUAUAAUGCCAUUUUUGUUAGUGCUAACUGUGGUGUCCAAUUCCUUGAUUGUGCUGAUACUGAGCAAAAAGAAUAUGUCAACGCCGACUAAUUUUGUACUAAUGGGUAUGGCCAUAUUUGAUAUGCUGACGGUAAUAUUUCCGGCUCCUGGUCUCAUCUACAUGUACACGUUUGGCAAUCACUACAAGCCCCUGCAUCCGACGAGCCUCUGUCGAGCCUACAUAAUAUUCGUCGAUAUUUUGCCUGCAAUCUGUCACACAGCGUCAAUUUGGUUGACAUUGGCGUUGGCCGUACAAAGAUACAUCUACGUGUGUCACGCUCCCAUGGCGCGGACAUGGUGUACAAUACCUCGCGUCAAACGCUGCACUCUGUAUAUAGCCAUAGCAGCAUUUCUGCAUCAAAGUACUCGCAUGAUUGAUCGUUCCUAUGAGCCACUGACGAUCGAGUGGAAUGGUGAAAUGGUCGAGGUGUGUCAUCUGGAAACGGCCGAUUGGGUACACGAGCUUAUCGGCGAAGACCUUUACUUCUCGACAUUCUAUCUGUUUCGAGUUUUCUUUGUUAACUUGUUGCCUUGUGUCAUGUUGGUCACACUGAAUAUUCUCCUAUUCUCGGCUAUGCGUAAAGCGCAGGAACGAAGAAAACUUCUAUUUAGCGAAAAUCGCAAAAAGGAAUGCAAAAAGCUGCGAGAGAGCAAUUGCACCACACUAAUGCUGAUUGUGGUGGUCUCUGUGUUUCUGGCCGUGGAAAUUCCCAUAGCUGUGGUCACAGUUAUGCACAUUGUGUCCUCCCUGGCUUAUCAGUUUCUGGACUACAGCAUCGCCAAUGUCUUUGUGACGGCUACGAAUUUUGCUCUGGUCGUCAGUUAUCCUAUUAAUUUCGGUAUCUACUGUGGCAUGUCAAGGCAGUUCCGAGAAACUUUCAAAUCCAUCUUCCUGGGACGUAUGGUGGGCAAAAAGGACAAUUCGUCACGUUACUCCAUUGUAAAUGGACCACGCACCUGCACCAACACCAACGAGACAGUCCUCUAGUAA